This is a messenger RNA of Eimeria acervulina, 357 nucleotides long. Its product is annotated as ATP-NAD kinase domain-containing protein, putative. The transcript has 2 exons. Bases 1 to 357 code for a protein of 118 amino acids. The record is from RefSeq and is a predicted model, not a curated record. NCBI's taxonomy places the organism in Eukaryota, Apicomplexa, Conoidasida, Eucoccidiorida, Eimeriidae.
AUGCAGCAGCAGCAAGAGGAGUGCUGCGCGUCAGCGCAGCAAGAAGCUACUGACAGCAGCAGCAGCACCAGCAGCAGCAGCAGUAGACAGCAACAGCAGCAGCAGCAACAACAGCAGCAGCAGCAGCAGCCGCGGCAGCAGCAGCUGCUGAGGCCUCCUCCAUCUGCGCUGGAGAUGCCUCAAUCUGUGCUGCCGCACCGGGCGAAUUCGUUUUGUGUCUCCGAGGCGGAUUGGGUGCCUCGGGAGAGUUACGUCGAUUUGCGCUGUUAUUUUCGCGGAGGAGCGAAGAGGGUUUUAAUAAUUAAACGAAUAAACAGUCCGGCCGUCACUGAAGUUGCUGCUGCUCUCGCAAGGUAA